CGGCCUGGUCCAGAUUUCCGGUUCUGCAGCCCCCACCUCACCCGCCUCUCCUCCUCUUUCUCCUCAGAGAAAACCCAAGAUUACUGCCUCCCGCAAACUCCUGCUGAAGAGCCUGAUGCUGGCCAAGGCCAAGGAGUGCUGGGAGCAGGAACUCGAGGACCGAGAGGCUGAGAAGAAGUGCUACCUGGCCGAGCGCAUCCCGGCGCUGCAGACCCGAGGCCUGUCCCUCAGCGCCCUGCAGGACCUGUGCCGGGACCUGCACGCCAAGGUGGAGGUGGUGGACGAGGAGAGAUACGACAUUGAGGCCAAGUGCCUGCACAACACCAGGGAGAUCAAGGACCUGAAGCUCAAGGUGCUGGACCUGCGCGGGAAGUUCAAGCGCCCCCCCCUGCGGCGCGUCCGCGUCUCGGCCGACGCCAUGCUGCGCGCCCUGCUGGGCUCCAAGCACAAGGUGUCCAUGGACCUGCGCGCCAACCUCAAGUCUGUGAAGAAGGAGGACACGGAGAAGGAGCGGCCCGUGGAGGUGGGCGACUGGAGGAAGAACGUGGAGGCCAUGUCCGGGAUGGAGGGCCGCAAGAAGAUGUUUGACGCGGCCAAGUCCCCGACCGCCCAGUAGAGGCAGCUGGCCAAGCUGUGCUCCGGGUGCCCUGCCGGUCCCUUCCUCCAGCCCCUCCCGCCGGCCUCUCAGCACACCCCCUGCACUGCAGAGCGCCCCCCGCUCCCACACCUCCCCUCCAGCCUGAGCGCCUGCCGGGGGAACUGGGAUUAACAGACACAAGAGGGGAGGAACGGCAGCGUCUGAAGACCUCGCCUGGCUGGCGGGCGGGCUCCCUGGGGCUCCUGACCGCCGUGGGGCACCCAGGCCACGGGGAGGCAUGCACCCUCCACUCUGUACGUCAGGCGCCCGUGGGCGGCACAGCCUCUCUAUUAAAGCCAGUGUCCCGGUCA
This is a messenger RNA of Kogia breviceps (pygmy sperm whale), 948 nucleotides long. It is a transcript of the gene TNNI1, whose product is annotated as troponin I1, slow skeletal type. Lineage: Eukaryota; Metazoa; Chordata; Mammalia; Artiodactyla; Physeteridae. Gene Ontology annotation, cellular component: troponin complex. The record is from RefSeq and is a predicted model, not a curated record. Gene Ontology annotation, biological process: skeletal muscle contraction; cardiac muscle contraction.